GAGAUGUCUAGCUCGGACACUAAUUUGCUUGCCAUUGUUCUUGACUGCAAUCCGGUUUGGUGGGGCCAGUUGCUUUCUCAAAAUUCAGAGGUUUCAUUCACGAAGUGUGUAGAUGCGUUGAUAGUUUUCUGUAAUGCUCACCUCAUGCUAGACCAGGCCAACAAACUCUGUCUCAUCAUCGCCCACAACAAACAAAACCAGUACAUCUACCCAAAAACGAAGAGUGAAGGUGAAGUGGAUAUGCUGGAGGAUGACAACAAGCCACAGUCAGAUGGCAUGUAUGAACCAUUUGCCGACCUCACACACGUUGUCAAGGAACAAAUUUGUGAUCUUGUUCUGAAUGACAACAGUACAGAAUUAAAUUCAGAUUGCAUGCUGACAGGUGCAAUGUCCAUGGCAUUAUGCUAUAUAAAUCGAGUCACAAAAGAAGCCAGCCCAACAGAAACUGUGUCAUCUAGAAUAUUGGUUAUUAAGGGCUCUAAAGAUUCAUCUGCACAGUAUAUGAACUUCAUGUCACUCAUGUUCACUGCUCAGAAGAUGAAUGUGGUUUUGGAUGCUUGUAUACUGGACAAUGACUCAAACCUUUUGAAGCAGGGAUGUGACAUUCUUGACGGUGUCUACUUGAAACUUCCUCAGCUCUCUGGCUUCAUGGAAUACUUGCUUUGCUUAUAUCUUCCGAGUCCGUCGACCAGACAUCAACUGACCCUACCUCCAAGAAUUCCGGUUGGUCACAAGGCUGCUUGCUUCUGCCAUCGGUCACUCAUUGAUAUCGGCUACAUCUGUUCCGUCUGUCUAUCGAUAUUCUGUACAUACGAUUCAAUCUGCCCAACAUGCCAAUCAAUAUUGAAAUUUCAAACCCCACAAAGAAAAAAAAUGAAAAUGUAACUGACACAUCUUUCUUUAAAUAAUUGUUGACGUUUAAAAACUCUUGCUUUCCAUAUUUUUGUAACCACAUACGAUCGAUGUUUCAGCAUGCUUCCAUACAAAAAAUAUUUUCACACAGUAACCACAUGGAACUGAUGAUAAAGACACGUGUAAAGGUGUAUAUAACUUGUAAAUGGAUAUUUUACUGAAAAUUAAUUAUAUUUUGAUAAUAAAUGAUAAAAUGAUCAUCAUCAGAUUAAAUUUUUUUGGAUUUUUCUACCAUAGCAUCAUGCUUUUUUAAAGUCAGCCCAUCGUUAUGUAAUAAAUUUAAAUUUCAAAAUGAUUCAAAAAAUUGACAAGAAAUUUAAAAAAAGUGGAUAAGGCAAGUUCGAAUGAAAUGUUGUUCGAAACUGAUAAUGUGAUACAAAAAAUAAUUAUGAUUAAUAGUUAGCAUCAGCAUCGCUGGUUUCUGCAGUAAAUUAAGUCGUUUAAGACAAUCAAAUGAUGAGUGAGUGAUUAUGUCUGAAUGAUCCAUCAAGCUUCUUGUGAUAAUAACGCGAAAUAUAAUAUUAAUAUUCAAUAUAUUUUGAAUUGCGAUAGUAAAAUGAAUGAAGCGUAAGAUUUAAACCCAAUUAAUCAUAGUGAUUAGUAACUUGGGUUUAAUUAAAACGAUUGUAAAAUAUAAGAUUUGUAUACACGCGUUUAGUCAAAAACAAAAUAUUAUUGUUAUAUGUUAAUAUAAAUAUAAUUCGCUAUAAGUUAGUUCGUAUAUCAAAUACUUAACAU
Helobdella robusta is the source of this 1650-nucleotide messenger RNA. RefSeq lists its product as hypothetical. Bases 4 to 885 code for a protein of 293 amino acids. NCBI's taxonomy places the organism in Eukaryota, Metazoa, Annelida, Clitellata, Rhynchobdellida, Glossiphoniidae. The transcript is spliced from 11 exons. Gene Ontology annotation, biological process: nucleotide-excision repair; regulation of DNA-templated transcription. Gene Ontology annotation, cellular component: transcription factor TFIIH holo complex; transcription factor TFIIH core complex. The record is from RefSeq and is a predicted model, not a curated record.